This is a messenger RNA of Cynocephalus volans (Philippine flying lemur), 1032 nucleotides long. RefSeq names its product transcription factor 19 (gene TCF19). Gene Ontology annotation, molecular function: protein binding. Gene Ontology annotation, biological process: regulation of gene expression. The record is from RefSeq and is a predicted model, not a curated record. The coding region runs from base 1 to 1032 and encodes 343 amino acids. Gene Ontology annotation, cellular component: nucleus. The transcript has 3 exons. Lineage: Eukaryota; Metazoa; Chordata; Mammalia; Dermoptera; Cynocephalidae.
AUGCUGCCCUGCUUCCAGCUGCUGCGCAUAGGGGGCGGCAGGGGCGGCGAUCUCUACACCUUCCACCCCCCCACUGAGGCUGGCUGCACCUAUCGCUUGGGCCGCAGGGCCGACCUGUGUGAUGUGGCCCUGCGGCCCCAGCAGGAACCUGGCUUCAUCUCUGGGGUCCAUGCUGAGCUGCAUGCUGAACCCCGGGGUGAUGACUGGAGGGUGAGCCUGGAGGACCACAGCAGCCAAGGGACUUUGGUCAACAAUGUCCGACUCCCAAGAGGUCACAGGCUGGAGUUGAGUGAUGGGGACCUCCUGACCUUUGGCCCUGAAGGGCCCCCAGGAACCAGCCCCUCGGAGUUCUACUUCAUGUUCCAACAAGUCCGAGUCAAACCUCAGGACUUUGCUGCCAUUACCAUCCCACGGUCUAGGGGAGAAGCCGGGACUGGGGCUGGUUUCCGGCCCAUGCUGCCCUCCCAGGGGGCCCCACAGAGGCCCCUUGGUGCCCUCUCCCCUGCCCCCAAGGCCACGCUGAUCCUCAACUCCAUUGGUAGCCUCAGCAAGCUCCAGCCCCAGCCCUUCACCUUCUCCCGGGGUGGGGGUGGGCCACAGAGCCUGCCUGUUCCCACACCACCUGGGGCGGGGACCACUCCUUCUGCUCCACCCGCAAGAAAUCGGAGGAAGUCAGCUCACCGAGUGUUGGCGGAACUGGAUGAUGAGAGGGAGGUUCAGAGCCCUGCACCAGUCCUCACAGGGCCCAGGAAGAAACUCCGCAUCGAGAAAGCCCCACUGACACCCAGUGGCAAUCGACGUGGCCGUCCUCGGAAGCACCCAGUGAGCACCAGCAUGGCUCCCCCUGCAGCUGGGGGUGGAGAGCCCUGUGCAGCUCCCUGUUGCUGCCUGCCCCAAGAAGAGACAGUGGCCUGGGUUCAGUGUGAUGGUUGUGACAUCUGGUUCCAUGUGGCCUGUGUUGGCUGCAGCAUCCAGGCUGCCAGGGAGGCUGACUUCCGAUGCCCAUGCUGCCGUGCUGGCAUCCAGACCUAA